Molecule: messenger RNA, 3107 nt
Organism: Scomber scombrus (Atlantic mackerel)
Lineage: Eukaryota; Metazoa; Chordata; Actinopteri; Scombriformes; Scombridae
Gene: podn
Product: podocan
Exons: 11
Coding region: 105-1868 (587 amino acids)
Molecular function (GO): protein binding
Source: RefSeq, a predicted model, not a curated record
CUGUGUGACUCCUCGCCUGCUAUGGGACAGCCUGUGUUUGGACUGGACGUCAGACUUCAGUGCGUUUCAGCAAACGUUCAGAAAGGGAGAGCUCAGCAGUCGACAUGGCCUUUCCCAAGCAUUCCAUCCUACAGGCUCUGAGUGUGCUGCUCUUGGCCUCGGUGUUGGUGCGUUGCCAGGCCCCUCUUGAACCAGAGGAAGAGGAAGAGGAAGAGACAAUAAAUGAGGCCGACAUCACAAUAGCACCGACGAAAACCGACCUAAUCGAAUGUCCGACGGACUGCAGCUGCACGACAGAGGGGGCAGUGGACUGUGCUGGGGUCGACCUCGUCGAGUUCCCCAGCAAGUUGUCCGACCAAACCCGCCAGCUCUCUCUGCAGAACAACAAAAUCGAAGAGAUAACAGUGGAGCACAUUUCCCAUCUGCAUCAACUUGAGACUCUCAACCUUCAGAACAACUGGCUCACCACAGAUGGCCUUGAAGAUGAAGGUUUUGAAGUGCUUGAACAGCUGGCUUAUUUAUACUUGGCAAAUAACAAGCUUGCCUCAGCACCAAAGGUUCUACCACCGUCUUUGGUCAGCGCCGACUUCGCUGCUAAUCAGCUUACGAGGAUCUUUCCGUAUACGUUUGGCCAAAAACCAAAACUGAAGUCUGUGUAUCUCCACAACAACAAGCUAAGUGAUGCAGGGCUUCCUGAUGACAUGUUCAAUGGUUCCAUCUCCCUGGAGAUUCUCACCUUGUCCAGCAACUUCCUGCGGGUUGUCCCCAGUAGUCUCCCCACCUCCCUUUACCGUCUUCAUUUGAAGACUAACAAGCUGGAGAAAAUCCCAGCAGGGGCCUUUGACCGCUUGCGAAACCUCCGAGAGCUGUAUCUACAGAACAACCUUCUCAGCAAUGAAGGCAUGGACAACGAGACUUUCAGCCAACUUAGCAGCCUGGAGUGUCUGGACUUAUCCAAUAACAACUUGAGCGUUGUCCCUACGGGUCUGCCUCGCAAUCUAGUGCUGCUACACCUGGAGAAGAACUCCAUCCGCAGCAUCCCUGGGGAUGCUCUAACUUCUGUUCGAAACCUUGAGUACCUGCUCCUCCACAAUAACCAGCUCCGCUCACGUUCCAUCCACCCGGCUGCCUUUCAGGGUUUGAAGAAGCUGCACACUCUCCACAUGUACAACAACUUGCUGGAAAGGGUUCCCAGGGGUCUCCCUCGGCGGGCAAAGACUCUAAUGCUGCUCCACAACUCCAUUUCUGAAAUUGGCCGCAAUGACCUGAUCCAUCUGUACACCCUGACGGAGCUCAACCUCAGCUACAACCGGCUGACCAGCCCCAAGGUACAUCGCGAGGCAUUCAGGAAGCUGCGUUUGCUGGAAACCCUUGACCUGUCAGGGAACAACUUUCUCUCGAUGCCCUUCGGUCUUCCUCGCAGCCUACAGGUGCUGGAAAUCAAAAACAACCAGCUGGACACCAUACCAGACCGGGCGCUGACAGGCAUGGAGAAGCUCCGAAAGCUUGUCCUAAGUGAUAAUGAACUGAAACUGAACUCUAUUUACCAGGGAGCCUGGAUGGAGCUAAGUGCGCUCACAACGCUAGACCUGUCUGCCAACCAGCUGUCGCACAUACCCUCCGACCUGCCUGAAUCUCUGGAGUACCUUUACCUGCAAAGUAACCGCAUUUCCAGUGUCCCUGCUUCAGCGUUUGAAGGCACUCCGAACAUCAAAGGCAUCUUCCUCCGGCAUAACCGCCUGGCUGUGGACUCUGUGGACGAGAGCUCUUUGGCACACCUGUCCAACUUGCAAGUUCUGGACAUCGGAAAUGGAAACUCUGAACUCCCCUUUAAAAGAGAUGAGAUGGAGGAUGAGCUGGAAACAUAAGACACACUCAGUUGAACUGACAUUGGACUGCAUUGUGUCAAGGACAGAAAUGGCUUUUAAAUGGGAAUGAAACUGCGAAUGUCAUUUCCCAGGCCCAUUAUUGUGAGUGGCAGAGUCACAUAUUUCUGGUGCAGGAUACCGGAUGAAGUUACUUUAGUUUCCUUUUUGUGGGCUGGUUAGAAUUGCAUAUCUUUAUAUCUGAGCUUUAAUAUUUGUUUAUGACUGUUGAUAUAUAAUGUCUGUUUCUGCUUUAUUCUACAAUAUGCAUUCACAAAACUCAAUGUGAAUUUUUCCAUGUAAAUGUUUCAGAAUUAAUGCCAAAAAUGUAAGCAGAGUGAAAAAGAACAGAUGUUCACACUGUGUGUGUCUUUCUCUGCUUUAUGUCAUUUUGUUAUUACUACCUUCUCCACCUGCCUUAAAUAAGUGAUUUUACUACAAAUACUGUGAAAGAAUUUGUGUUUAUAACACCAAAGGUAGUAAUACAAGCAAUCUUACCCCCAUUGAAACAAAAAAAAAAAAAGCAUUUUUUUAUAGGUUUGGCCAUCAGUUCAGAUCAGUUAUGAUAUUAGUGUAUGCACCAAAGUUAUUCCUGACAUCUGGGAACACAGCAACAUCUCUACAACACAAACUGAUGAGGCAAGAAAUAUUAAUCUCAGUUUAUGGGCAGACUUUCUGAUUGAACUUUGGCUUUCUGGUGGCUCUGCACAAUUUUCCUUUGAAAUUAAAGAUCAUUACCAACAUAUUGGGUGUGUUGAAGUUUAGUUGUAUGUCCAUAUUGAAAUUACAUUAGUGGUAGAUUACUGUUGGGGCUUUUUACAAGCUCUCUGAGUGUUUCAACACCACUCAAAUAUUUUAGAAGGUAUUAAAAUAAAAAGUGACAUGAGUCAACAUGCAGCCUGUGAGUUGUUGUAAUGACAGCAAUAAUCUUGGAAAGCAGUGACUUACCUACAGUAUGGAUCAAUGUGGAUAUCAUUAUUUUUUUAUGUUAUUCAUUUGACAUAUGCUUGUGAAUGAAAUACUCCAAACAUAAAAGCAAAUUCAACAUAUUCAAUCCUGCUGCUGCUGCUAUUACAGUCCAUUCCUGUUUUAUAAAAAAAGAUAGCAAAUAUUUGUAUAUGACAUUGAAAAUACUCAUCCUAUUACACUCACUAUAUUGCUAUGAAUACAGUGUCACUUUCACAUACAGCAGUAUUGUAUUGUCACAUAUACAGUCAUCAAACACAGCAAUAAAUUAUUUGA